Fonsecaea pedrosoi CBS 271.37 is the source of this 1032-nucleotide messenger RNA. RefSeq lists its product as uncharacterized. Bases 1 to 1032 code for a protein of 343 amino acids. Lineage: Eukaryota; Fungi; Ascomycota; Eurotiomycetes; Chaetothyriales; Herpotrichiellaceae. Gene Ontology annotation, molecular function: arylformamidase activity. The transcript has 2 exons. The record is from RefSeq and is a predicted model, not a curated record.
AUGAAGCCACUCCCCGAUUUUGAUUCCCUGCCACCAGUCGAAGGCAGACCCCAAGGAAAUACGUGGGGUUUUUGGGGUGCAGACGAUGAGAUUGGAACCUUGAAUCUCCUUACCCCAGACGUGGUUCAACGUGCCGCCGCAGAGGUCAAGAGCGGAAAGUCGGCGUCCCUAGACUUUCCCCUUGACCACUUCAACGAGCGCAUUGGCUCCCGCCGUCAGCUCGAGCAGAGGGUGGUAAACUAUCACGAACUGGCGGGCAUGUACGUCUACGACGACGAGCUCCAUUUCAACACGCAGAGUAGCUCUCAGUGGGACGGCAUGACACACUGUGCGACCCAGAAAGACGGGUUCUUCUACAACGGCCUCAAAUUUGAAGACGUGUUGAGCAAGAAAGACGGUAGAAAUGGGACCCAUAGUCCGUAUAUCCACUAUUCCACCCAAAUUGCCCAAAGAGAGGCCGCUGACCAGUUCCCAGGGUGGCUACAGAGAGGCGGGAUAGUUGGUCGCGGCAUCCUUUUGGACUAUCCGCUUUGGCGACAAGAGACUGGCCAAAGCCUGGCCAAUGCAGGUUCCAGCCAUGCCAUCACAGUGGCCGAGUUGGAUCAGGUGGCCAAACACUUUGGCGUGGAAAUCCGACAGGGAGACAUUCUCUUGCUUCGCACAGGAUACAGUAAAUGGUACAAAUCGUGCCCGGCCGAGGAGAGGACUCGAGUCAUCAAGGGGGAAGCAUUCAUUGGGGUAGAAGAGUCGAUGGCAUCAGCGCGGUGGCUUUGGAACAAGCAUCUCGCGGCUGUCGCCACAGACGCCCCUGGCUUCGAAGUCUGCCCGGUCCCGUGGGGUGACGAAUCCAAGGUUGUACUGCAUGAGUGGAUAUUGGUUCAUUUUGGCAUGCCCCUUGGUGAGCUUUGGAACUUGGAGGACUUGUCGGUGCUCUGCCAGCAAGAGCGGCGAUGGUCAUUCUUUUUCACGAGUGCGCCUCUAAACGUAAUCGGAGGAGUAGCCAGUCCACCGAAUGCCAUAGCCGUGCUGUAA